AUGGACAAGACUGUGGACUACGACUCCGAGUACCCAGAAACAAGCUCUCUCGAGCAGAAACCCCCUUGUUCGGUGGCUGUGGAGUCGUGGUCCGAACCAAUAAAGGUUUCUGACUUCGUGGCGAAAUUCGCGAAGAAUGGCUUCGUGGAUGGAUCGACGCUGGUUUACCGCAGGAUAGGGGAGGUAGAUCGUCAAGCAACACUGGAAAGCUUGAUGCGUCUGGACGACGAAACAAUGACCUCCCUGAAAUUUACCAUGGACCCGAAGAAUCUCCUCUGUGGUGAUGAGGAAAUCGACUCCACAAUCAUGCCCGAGACGGAGGAGUGGGCGUCUGUGAAUCACCGGAGAGAGGACAUGAAGCAAAGCGAGCCGUGGCGCUCCAGAGCGCUCCGAGCAGUGCGAACCGGCGCCGUCAAAGUUGAUCUCAAACUCCCGAAGUUCCCCGAAAAGGAAUCCGCCGAAACCGUCAAGUCAUGUGACAUCCAAGGUGUCGAGGCUGUCUUGAUAAUCAGCUAUUUACUGCCCUCGGCUUCGGGGCCUUACCUCAAGCACAUGAUCGGGCAGUUCGCCGUGCUCGGACAGACGUCCCUCCGGAGCUUGGUUUAUAGGUUCAAAUGCGAGCACGACGAGUUACGGCCCGGAGAUUUCCGCGACGAACCCUUCGCUCGAGCGUCAGUCAAGCCAAUGAAGGAAACCCUCCGCGGGUUCGCGCUCUUUAUCGAGAAUGUUUUCUACACCAAUGAUUGGGAUUACCCCCAUGUUAUCCGAGAGUGGGCGGCGCUGAACAAUGUGGGUCAAUACGAAGUGAGAAGCAUAGACAGCGUCUGUUUUUCAGAGAUAACUGUUUGCCUCGGGAAGCCGUACGUAUAUAUUCACAACGGGGACUGUCAACAUCACGUAAUCAUCAACGAUCUCAGAAUGCACUCCCUGUUGCGAGAUGAUUGCGACGUCAACCACUAUCCCAUGUUGCUGGAGAGCUUCGUUCACAGAUCUGUGCGGACCCUAUGUCAGCUGUGCGGGAAACGAGCAGCGCAAUGGGCGGUGGAAGAUCAUCCCAAACUGCCGCUCAAUCCUUCCUUCCUCUGUGAAGGAUGCAACCUUCACAUCAAUUAUGAUAAUAACGUACGAAAGUAUGACUUCAAGCUAUUCACCUACACGGAUUGGGGUCUGAUGUGAAGCAGCUGAGAUUAUUCAUAUCGCAGGUUGCUCUAUAGAUAGCCGCGAAAGGAGCACGGGAAGAUUUUGGCAGUUUCGUCGCUUUAUUCCUUUUUAUGACGCACAUACCGGGAGGAUGAGGAAUAAAUAGAUGAAUAUAUCACCCACUAAGUCAAUCGAUUCGCUGCUUUCUCCUAGUUCCCAUGAGGAGAACCCCCCAUCCGCAGCGAACUCCACUUUCGCAAUAAUAAAGGAAAUCUUCUCACUAAUAUAUUCAAGGGUCGA
Molecule: messenger RNA, 1440 nt
Organism: Galendromus occidentalis (western predatory mite)
Lineage: Eukaryota; Metazoa; Arthropoda; Arachnida; Mesostigmata; Phytoseiidae
Gene: Pbp49
Product: proximal sequence element A Pbp49
Exons: 7
Coding region: 1-1176 (391 amino acids)
Biological process (GO): snRNA transcription by RNA polymerase II; snRNA transcription by RNA polymerase III
Cellular component (GO): snRNA-activating protein complex
Molecular function (GO): bent DNA binding; core promoter sequence-specific DNA binding; RNA polymerase III type 3 promoter sequence-specific DNA binding
Source: RefSeq, a predicted model, not a curated record